AUUGACCUGCCGUGCGAUUUAUUCCCCACAACCCCUUCAGUCUCUCAGAAAGAUAGAGACGAGCACAACGAGUCCGCCCUGAAGGAUCACUAGCUCUCUCCCUUCCCGCAUUUUCCCGUCCUCACCUUCUGUCGAUUCGCCAAGAUGGCCCGCAGCGCCAUCGCCUUACUCCUGGUUCUCGUCCUGGCGUCUGCCACUCAGCUGAACGCGCAAGCUGCGUGCAACACCUCAAUUUUCGACGCUGUUGCGGCGACGCCCGACUUGUCACUACUGGGACAAGUCGUUCAGGCUGCGGGUCUUACUGAGACUCUGUCCGAUCCGACUCUGGAGGUGACGGUCUUCGCCCCCAACAAUGCCGCGUUCGAGGAGCUCCUGCAAGUUCUGAACAGCUCCGGCCUCACUCUGGACGAUGUCACCGCCCCAGAGAGUAACAAAGCAGCCAGCAUUCUGCUCUACCAUGUCGUCCCUGUUGCAGCCCUUUCCACGCAGCUCUCCGACAUGCAAGUGCUCCCCACCCUCUUAGGCAAGAAUCUCACAGUGAGCCUGAUGGGAGGUAUGGUGAACAUCAUUGCCCAGGAGAGCAACGCAACUGUCGUCACCGCCGACGUCACUGUCUGUGGUUCUGUCGUGCACAUCAUCAACCAUGUCCUGAUCCCCGCAGCUCUCGCCGAUAUUCCCAACUACAUGCCAACGACUCCUACCACACCAACGACUCCCCCGGCAGCCAUGACUCCCCCGGCAGCAGGAUCUCCCCCUGGAACUCCCCCAAUGCUCGCCAGCCCCCCUCCCCCAGACUGCAAAUAUUGAUUCUAUGUGUAUCAGGCCCUGAUAAUGGAGCGAUGAAGGCCAGCAGUUCCGUAGCGAUGGGAGUUGUAGCCGCGGCUUUAGGAAUUUUUGUAGCGCUAGCGUAAAACUAAUCAUCAAUUUUGGGAUAUUUUUCUCGAUGAUUGAGUAGGUCUAGCUGGCUGCCUAGUAGCGGUUCGUUGAUAGAUGUACCACCAAAAUAUCGACGUUUUGUGUCUUCUCAUUCUUUUGAUAAACCUUUAAUGUUUAUAUAUUUGUUGGGAGCCUUGUUCCAAUUCAAGUAUAUCUUGGAAAAAUGUUUUGAAAUAAACGCUGUAACGACAGUAUAUUAAAGUUAC
Molecule: messenger RNA, 1142 nt
Organism: Marchantia polymorpha subsp. ruderalis
Lineage: Eukaryota; Viridiplantae; Streptophyta; Marchantiopsida; Marchantiales; Marchantiaceae
Source: the annotation of a GenBank genome assembly